AUGCCUGACUUGCAUUCAUUGCCCAAGGGUACCUGGCCCGAAAACGCCAUCCGCAACAAUGGCCCAGAUGACCUCGUCCUAGAGCGCGCGAAACUCCGCGAGUUAGCCGAAGGCUGGCCUUGCUACCGUGAUGCAUGUGAAUGGGAGAACUUCGAAUCAAUCUUUCACCCCGGAGCCUAUGUCUACACGACAUGGUCCGGAAGGGUCUCAUACAAAGAAUUUAUGGAAGCAUCGAAAGGUGGCAUGGAUAAAGGAGCCUUCAUUAUGCACCGAUGCCACGGUGUGACAACAGACAUCACGCCGGACGCAACUCGCGCCGUCACAAAGAUGAAAGCGACCAUUACGCAGCGAUUCAUAAUCGACGGGUUCGAAGUCGAUGCAGAGGCUGAUUGUCGGUUCUGUUUCUUUUUUGAGAAGAUCGAUGGACGCUGGGGUGCGCGGUUUGUUCGGCAUUGGUAUGAGAAGGAUAAGCUGUUACCUGUUAUUCCGAACCAGUUCCCCCAUAUUGAUCUGGAGAAACUUAACUCUUAUCCUGCUGGAUAUAAGUGCUUGGCUUAUUGCCAGGAGCUGACUAUGGGGGUCGCUGUGUUGAGAGAUAUGCCGGGGCACAAGAGACAUGUUGGUACUGCUUGCGGGGAGAAGCAUGAUUUAUUGUAUCUGCUGGCUAAGGAUUGGCUGGAUGGCAAGGAAAUCGAUGUUUAA
Penicillium nucicola is the source of this 702-nucleotide messenger RNA. Its product is annotated as putative pathogenesis associated protein Pep2. NCBI's taxonomy places the organism in Eukaryota, Fungi, Ascomycota, Eurotiomycetes, Eurotiales, Aspergillaceae. The record is from RefSeq and is a predicted model, not a curated record. The transcript has 2 exons. The coding region runs from base 1 to 702 and encodes 233 amino acids.